AUGCGACUGUUAAAUAGCCACAAUUUCCAUUUUAAUGGCAUUUCAUCGGCCAGCAUACUAAUAGCCUUCUGUGCCUUGUUCAUACUAUUACCGAGUGAUGCAACGGCUCGUAUGGCAUUCGAAAAACUAACAGAUUUUGAUUUCGCCGGUACUACAUAUUACAGCGUAAAAAAUCUGUCACUCUACGAAUGUCAGGGUUGGUGUCGUGAAGAGGCUGACUGUCAAGCAGCAGCUUUCAGUUUUGUGCUAAAUCCACUCUCACCAUCACAAGAGACACACUGUCAAUUGCAGAAUGAUUCAUCUGCGCAUAAUCCAUCCGCAGCACCACAACGUUCAGCUAAUAUGUACUAUAUGGUAAAAUUGCAAUUACGCAGUGAAAAUGUUUGUCAUCGUCCUUGGUCCUUUGAGAGAGUACCUAAUAAAGUUAUACGUGGUCUCGAUAAUGCGCUCAUCUACACCAGCACAAAAGAAGCCUGCCUAUCGGCUUGCUUAAAUGAAAAACGCUUCGUCUGUCGCUCCGUAGAAUACGAUUAUAAUAAUAUGAAAUGUGUUUUAAGUGAUUCCGAUCGUCGUAGCUCUGGUCAAUUCGUACAAUUGGCAGAUGCUCAAGGUACAGAUUACUUUGAAAAUCUUUGUUUGAAACCACAACAGGCUUGUAAGAAUACACGUUCCUUUGCCAAUGCACGCAUGGGUGUUUCUGAUGAGAAAGUUGCACAAUAUGUCGGCUUACAUUAUUAUACUGAUAAAGAAUUACAAGUUACUUCUGAAUCAGCUUGCCGUCUCGCUUGCGAAAUCGAAUCAGAAUUUUUAUGUCGCUCAUUCUUGUAUCUUGGACAACCACAAGGUUCUCAAUAUAACUGCCGUUUGUAUCAUUUGGAUCAUAAAACUUUACCCGAUGGUCCCUCAACUUAUUUGAAUCAUGAACGUCCACUUAUUGAUCAUGGCGAACCAAUUGGUCAAUACUUCGAAAAUCAAUGUGAGAAAUCUGCUGCUUCACCACCAGGUACCUUGGAUAAAUUGGAUACAUUACCAGUUAGCUUAGACACCACCGAAGAUCCUACUUUAAAUAAUUUAACCAGAAAUGAUGUGAACUGUGAUAAGACUGGCACUUGUUAUGAUGUUUCGGUACACUGCAAAGAUACACGCAUUGCCGUACAAGUGCGUACUAAUAAACCCUUCAAUGGACGUAUAUAUGCACUUGGUCGGUCAGAAACUUGUAAUAUUGAUGUCAUCAACUCUGAUGCUUUCCGCUUGGAUUUGACUAUGGCCGGACAGGAUUGUAAUACUCAAAGCGUGACUGGUGUUUAUUCCAAUACUGUUGUAUUACAACAUCAUAGCGUUGUUAUGACUAAGGCCGAUAAGAUUUACAAAGUAAAAUGUACCUACGAUAUGAGCUCUAAAAACAUUACCUUCGGCAUGAUGCCAAUACGUGAUCCAGAAAUGAUUCACAUCAAUUCAUCACCUGAAGCACCACCACCAAGAAUUCGCAUUUUGGAUACACGUCAACGUGAAGUGGAAACUGUGCGUAUUGGUGAUCGUCUUAACUUCCGUAUUGAAAUUCCAGAAGACACACCAUAUGGCAUCUUUGCUCGUUCUUGUGUUGCCAUGGCUAAGGAUGCACGUACAAGCUUCAAAAUUAUUGAUGAUGAUGGUUGUCCAACUGAUCCUACAAUCUUCCCUGGCUUCACUGCUGAUGGUAAUGCUCUACAAUCGACAUAUGAAGCUUUCCGUUUCACUGAAAGUUACGGUGUUAUCUUCCAAUGUAAUGUUAAAUACUGUUUGGGACCAUGUGAACCAGCGGUAUGUGAAUGGAAUAUGGAAUCAUUUGAAUCUUUGGGCAGAAGACGUCGUCGUUCAAUUGAGGGUAAUGAAACUAAAGAAGCUGAUGAGGAUAUGAACAUUUCACAAGAAAUACUUGUGCUGGACUUUGGUGAUGAGAAACGUGAGUUCUUUAAGGCUGAUCCAAGCACAGAUUUUGCUAAAGAUAAGACUGUCACUAUCAUUGAGCCUUGCCCCACCAAAACAUCAGUAUUGGCACUCGCUGUUACCUGUGCGCUCAUGAUCUUAUUGUAUAUCUCAACGUUGUUCUGCUACUACAUGAAGAAAUGGAUGCAACCACACAAAAUUGUAGCAUAAACUGAGGCGCAGAGAAACUACCGAGAAAAAUUAUUAGACACUUACGAGUACUUCAAAUUUUCCUACUAAAGAACUAACAAAAAUGCUUAAUAUUUCGAAAUAAUUUGCGUAGCAAAUGAAGUUCGAUAAGAAAACGCAAUAAUUAAUAUUUUAAGGAUUAAUUAAAGUUAAAAAUUAAAUAGUUGCUAAGUUUAAAGAAUAUAAUAUCUAGUUUAGGGCUGUUUUUAAAAUGUUAACUGAAAUGUUGCGGCAAAAGUGCGCGAAAAACAAUUUUCGUGCAAUUUUAGAGUCAACAAAGUAAAUAUACAUUUUAAAGACAAUAAAAUUAAUAAAUAAUUUAUUUAAAUCGAAAGCAA
Teleopsis dalmanni is the source of this 2492-nucleotide messenger RNA. RefSeq lists its product as uncharacterized. Lineage: Eukaryota; Metazoa; Arthropoda; Insecta; Diptera; Diopsidae. The record is from RefSeq and is a predicted model, not a curated record.